Sphenostylis stenocarpa is the source of this 213-nucleotide messenger RNA. The record is from the annotation of a GenBank genome assembly. Lineage: Eukaryota; Viridiplantae; Streptophyta; Magnoliopsida; Fabales; Fabaceae.
AUGAUAAAUGUCGAAGUGGAGACAUCAAAGGAAUUUUUGAUGGUGAUGGUAAAAUCUGGAUGUAGAGGUAUUGAGGGAAGCUUCGAUGGUGAUGGUAAGUGUCAAUGUGGAGACAUCAAAGGAAGCUUCGACGAUGAUGGUAAAUUUGGAUAUGAAGGUAUUGAGAGAAGCUUCAAUGGUGAUGGUAAAUUUGGAUGGGGAGAUAUUGAGUGA